CUCAGCUUCAGCCAGAGCCGCCGCCUCAGCCGCGCGGGGCUUUUGAAUGGACCGGAAGUGGGGGGCAGAGCGACUUCCGGCCGUUGGGCUGCGGCGAGUAGGGAGCUUCGGAAAUGGCAACCAAGAAGCUAGCGAGGCAGCUUGGAUUAAUUAGGAGAAAGUCAAUUGCACCAGCAAAUGGAAAUCUGGGAAGAAGCAAAUCUAAGCAAUUGUUUGACUACUUAGUUGUCAUUGAUUUUGAGUCAACAUGUUGGAAUGAUGGGAAAUGCCACCGGAGCCAGGAAAUAAUUGAAUUUCCAGCUGUAUUGCUGAACACAUCAACUGGAGAGAUUGAAUCUGAGUUCCACACCUAUGUUCAGCCUCAGGAACAUCCGAUUCUUUCUGAAUUUUGCAUGGAACUAACAGGCAUAAAACAGGCUCAAGUUGAUGAAGGAGUCCCUCUGAAGAUUUGUUUAUCUCAGUUCUGUAAAUGGAUUCAGAAGAUUCAGCAAGAGAAGAAAAUUAUUUUUGCUACUAGGAUUCCAGAUAGUUCUGCUUCUGAAGUAAAAUUAUGUGCAUUUGUCACUUGGUCAGACUGGGACUUGGGGGUUUGCCUGGAGUAUGAGUGUAAAAGAAAACAGCUGUUAAAACCCGUGUUCCUUAAUUCUUGGAUUGAUCUCAGAGUAACUUACAAGAUUUUCUAUAAGAGAAAACCCAAAGGACUAAGUGGUGCCCUGCAGGAAGUGGGAAUAGAAUUCUUGGGACGAGAACAUUUUGGAUUAGAUGAUUCUCGGAAUACGGCUUUUCUUGCUUGGAAGAUGAUCAGGGAUGGUUGCGUAAUGAAAAUUACAAGGUCCUUGAACAAGGUUCCCACUAAGAGGAAUCCUAACAUUUUGCCCAGAAAUUUGAAUACGGAUCACGUUGAAGAAACAUCAGCCUGCAACAGUGGCAUUCAUGAUCCCAGCAUAUAUGGUAGGGAGCCUAAAAAUACAAUAAAAGCUCACGAGAACGUUCGGAUGAGGUCAGCUGCUGUGAAUUCUCCUGUAAAGUUACAGCAAAAUCAGUUACAACUAAAGGACAAUGUAAAAGCAGGUCUUCAUAAUGUCAAAAGCUGUUUAUCUCUUUUUACUGCUAACUCCUGGACUUCUGUGGGGCAGUUACAGUCUUCCAGCUUGAAUACACCCAUGCAGAAGCAAAUAAACCAACAUCUUGCAUUUAAUACCAAUUCUAAGUCUUCAACAGUUGGUUCAGAAUUGGUACGUGUUUCAACUACGAUUUCGUCUGUUAAUAAUGUUUCUGAUAUGGAAAUGAGUUCUGCUCUUGACUGUUUACCUAUGCUGGCUGAUUGGGAGGAUGUAGCUUUACUGCCAGCAUCUCAGCCUGAGCAGAAUACAUAUGGUAUACCUUCCAUUAGUGACUCAAACUUGGAUUCUUCAUUUAAUUCUGGAGAAAGAGUAAUGGUUUUAGGAGAAUCUGAAAUAGUAAGUCAUGAAAACUUUGGAGACACAGAAGAAGCUUCUCAAAAAUCUGAGAGCUCUAAGUCUAUUGUGUAUAAGAGUCCACACACUACUAUUUAUAAUGUAAAAGAAGCCAAAGAUCCAGGUUCAGAUGUUUCUGAUUUUAAAUUACCUGAAUGUAAAUCAAGUAGCUUCGGCAGUGUUAACACCAAAUUGUCUCAUCCUUUAGCUUUGGGGAAAUAUCCUCCUCUUCUAGGUAGUACUAAAAGGAAUCCAUCUAGUCCUCUACUUUUCCCACCAGCUAAAAAACAGACCUUCACUAUUCAUGAAGAAAAGCCUACAUCAUCUGAUGGCUCCCCAGUGAGUUCUUCUGGGAAGAUCCUUCCCUCUGUCUUAACUUCUACAGUUAACCUACAAGAGCCUUGGAAGAGUGGGAAAAUAACACCUCCUUUAUGCAAGUGUGGCCGAAGAUCUAAGAGACUUGUUGUUUCUAAUAAUGGACCAAACCAUGGAAAAGUCUUCUAUUGUUGUCCUACUGGGAAGUAUCAAGAAAAAAGAAAAUGUGGUUAUUUCAAAUGGGAACAAACACUCCAAAAGGAAAGAGCCAAUAACGUAGUUCUGUCUCACUCCCCAGGGGGACUCACUUUUAGUUCUCCGGAAACAAGCCGUAUUUGUGACAGAAAUCUAAAUUUUUCUACUAGAAAUUCAUUGAGACUCAGACCUUCAAUGAGGAAUUGACUUUUUUUUUUUUUUUUAACAUCUAAACUGUUUUCACUUUAAUAUGAUUUUUAGUGCACCAAAGAGAAAAAAAUGUGUAUAGGGUACAAAUUGUGAAGACAGUAAGCUACAGUGGAGCUAUUCAAUACAUUCUCUCUCUUACACAGACAUACUCUCUCACACACGUUCACACUGAAAAUAGAAAAAAAUUUCUUUUCACAGCCUUCUAAUUUCAUUAAUAUUUGUCUUCUGUUCAUGUAUGAGUCCUGAUUGCUCCCUGAAUUCCAAAAAUUAUAAAUAUUCUGUUAAUGUCUUAUACUAUUUUAUUUACGUUUCAUAUAUUAACCCUUGCCACAUUUUUCAUACUUUUUUGAAGAACCACAAAUGAAAUACUUGGUAAACUAUUUAUUAGGUUAAACAUAGUAAGCAAAAUUACUAAUAUAAGAUAUCCUUGUUUCUUUCUGUUGAAAUUAUAAUUUAUGUACAAUAUUAUAUUAGUUUCGGGUGUACAACAUGUGAUAUCCUUCCUUUACAGUUAGACCUUGAAACGAAUUUUAAACUAUUUUUAAAUCAUUUGAAUAAAAGUGUGACUAAUAAAAAUCCCUGGCCUAUUUUCAGAUAGCUAUUUGUAUUUUAAGCAUUAUGGUGAUUUCAUAUUUUAAAUUUCUCCAAAAAUGUUUAUAAUUUGUUUAGUUUAUUUCAACACUUGAAAAUUGGUUUUAAUUUAUAUAUCACCAUAUCAAAAAAAUUAUUCAACUAAGAUUUGAGAUCUGACAGGUCAGAGAUUUGGUUUAGAAACUGCGUCUAUACUAUACAUUUAAAACUUCCCUAAGCAAUUGAUGGUGUUCUUUUUACUGACACUAAUGCAGAGGAAUUUACUGAAUAUUUUAUUUCAGAAUUCAGCCUCUGAUGUUAUAACCACAAGAUAUUUUAAAUCAAUUAGUUUGUAAACAUACUAUCACAUUUUUUACCACUUCUUCAUAAUGCUAUGGUUUUUACAAGGUCUUAUUUUAUAGAUACCGUGAUAAUUAAUGGAAUAAAUUUAAAUUUUUUUCCAUUCCUUCUUCCUCAGUUCAUUUCUUUUUAUCUUCCCACUGAUAGUCUUUGGCAGCUCUUGAAUAAAUUCUAUCUGUUGAAAUCAAGGGAAGAUAGUUAGCCCAGAAAGGUUUCAUCUUACACAAAGUCAAUUAUAUAACAGUUCUAUUAUAAACUCUAGGUGAAAGAAUCAGUGUACCCACUGGGUGGAUUUUUUGUAACGGGAGUUUCCAUUGUGGCACAGUGGUUAACAAAUCCGACUGGGAACCUUGAGGCUGCGGGUUCGAUCCCUGGCCUCGAUCAGUGGGUUAAGGAUCCAGCGUUGCCGUGAGCUGCUGUGGUAUAGGUCGCAGACACGACUCGGAUCCCUUGUUGCUGCGGCUCUGGCGUAGGCCAGUGGCUACGGCUCUGAUUAGACCCCUGGCCUGGGAAUCUCUAUAUGCCGCAGGAACGGCCCUAAAAAAGCCAAAAAAAAAAAAAAAAAAAGGACAGGAGUAUUGUUAAGGAGAUUUUUGUUGAUAUUUAGUAUUUACUGUAAGUACAGUAAGCCUAAUUUGCCCAACAAAUUAGGUAAGUGUUUUCAUUUUAAUCUCAGAUUCUGAUUCUUAUCCAUGGCAUUAGUUCAGUUUGGAAUAUUAGGUGUAACAAGUUUGAAGAGAAUGUUCACUAAAAUGGAAAAAAUAAACAGCUGAAAGUUUCGAGAAUACUAAGCAAAUAUUGUUCUUAACUACCUACCUUUCUGGGAUAUUUGUAAGGUGCUGUAGUUCUUUUCACAUGUUCCUGAAUCUCCUUUUUCAGUUGUUCUUGAUCAUGUGACUUGUAAUCAGGGUUCAGAACAAUAAAAGCCUUUACUACCUAAAAUAAAUAUUUGAGCAC
This is a messenger RNA of Sus scrofa (pig), 4064 nucleotides long. It is a transcript of the gene ERI2, whose product is annotated as ERI1 exoribonuclease family member 2. Gene Ontology annotation, molecular function: 3'-5'-RNA exonuclease activity; nucleic acid binding; zinc ion binding. The record is from RefSeq and is a predicted model, not a curated record. Lineage: Eukaryota; Metazoa; Chordata; Mammalia; Artiodactyla; Suidae.